AUGGCGGCCAUAUUCGGGCGCAGCAAGUAUGGCGACUACGGCACUAAUGGCAACGAGGAACUCACUGACCUGUUUCAGAAGCGAGGUCGCAACUUCCUACGUUUCGGUCGUGAUCCUUCACGCAAUUUCCUGAGGUUCGGUCGCUCCGUCGACUGUCAGCAGAGUUCUCUGUUACAUGAUGGCUGCGAUGUGAAAUCCAAGUCCCUGGAAACUUCUGAGCUCUCAACCACACCAGUGCAGCAAAACAUAUCCCACAACAUUAAUUCCUCAGAAUCAGGGAAGAUAACUUCUCAACGCUGGAAGAGAGCUGUUCCAGGUGCAUAUGUAUCACUGCCUUAUUACAGCCCCUCCGCCUGGGCCAGAGAUAUCCGUCCAGAAGAUGAAAUUAUUAACGAAUUCUCUUCUGAGGAUACAAAGGACGUAAACAAACGUGGGUAUAACCGAGGCUUUUUGCGCUUCGGCCGCAACCGCAACUUUCUGAGAUUUGGUAAACGUGAUGAAACUAUCGUAUACCCAGAUUCCUUCUCCUCCUCUGAAACCAGCGAGUCAGUGCUUAAUGUUAGACCUAAGAGAGCGCCCACCAGAAAUUUUAUUAGGUUCGGUUGA
Cherax quadricarinatus is the source of this 606-nucleotide messenger RNA. The record is from RefSeq and is a predicted model, not a curated record. NCBI's taxonomy places the organism in Eukaryota, Metazoa, Arthropoda, Malacostraca, Decapoda, Parastacidae.